Pelodiscus sinensis (Chinese soft-shelled turtle) is the source of this 2205-nucleotide messenger RNA. The record is from RefSeq and is a predicted model, not a curated record. NCBI's taxonomy places the organism in Eukaryota, Metazoa, Chordata, Testudines, Trionychidae.
CUUGUUCACUUCCCGUGGUUGGAAGAUCAGUUUCAUUUUCAUCUCUUCCCCCUCCGUGCUUCUUCUCGGCAGCAUGUCCAGCCAUGCAACUCGCCUCCGGCUGAAACUCCCAGCAAUAUGCUGCCUCCUCCAGCUCGUCACCAUCAUCCUCUUCGCUGUUUUCAUCCGUUACGAUCAAGAGACCAGCGCCAGGCUGUGGCACGAGGAGCUGACGCGCCACAACAAAAGCAACCGGGACAACGAGUUUUACUUCCGCUACCCGAGUUUCCAGGAUGUCCACACCAUGAUCUUCAUCGGCUUCGGCUUCUUGAUGACCUUCCUGAAACGUUACGGGUUUGGCAGCGUGGCCUUCAACUUCCUAAUUGCAGCAUUUGCUAUAGAGAGCAUGAUCAAUGCUGAUUUCUGCUCCGGAGCUGUCCUGAUCUCCUUUGGGGCAGUUCUGGGCAAGACAAGCCCUGUCCAGCUGCUGCUGAUGGCCCUGUUCGAAGUCACCCUCUUUGGUAUUAAUGAAUACAUCCUUCUCAGCCUCAUUGGGGCAAAAGAUGCUGGAGGCUCUAUGACCAUCCACACUUUUGGAGCUUACUUUGGAUUGAUGGUUUCUCGGGUUUUGUAUCGGCCCCAGCUGGACAAAAGCAAACAGAGGGAAGGCUCUGUGUACCACUCAGAUCUCUUUGCGAUGAUUGGAACAAUCUAUCUGUGGCUCUUCUGGCCAAGUUUUAACUCCGCGAUCACAGCUCAUGGUGACGAUCAGCUGCGGACAGUCAUGAACACGUACUUCUCGCUGGCGGCAAGCACCCUGGCCACCUUUGCCAUCUCAGCCCUCGUCAAUGAGGAAGGCAAACUGGACAUGGUCCACAUUCAGAACGCAGCCUUAGCUGGUGGGGUUGUGGUGGGGACGUCGGCCGAGAUGAUGCUGACGCCGUUCGGCGCCAUGAUCGCCGGGUGCCUCGCCGGCCUCGUUUCUACCCUGGGCUUCCGAUUCCUCACGCCCAUCCUGGACUCCAGACUAAAAAUACAGGACACCUGCGGGGUCCACAACCUCCAUGGGAUUACCAAGAAACCCUUCCUGUUCAGGCGCAAGAUAGGGACAAAGACCCACCCCGGUCAGCGCAAGUUACAGGAGGCCCUGCACAUACCUGGCUCUUGCCUGUCUUGCAGGAUGGCUGACGUGUUCCCCUUAAUCGCUGACGGAAGCCGGACAGCAACGUACCAGGGAGCCUGCCAGUUCUUUGCAUUACUCAUCACGCUGGGGGUCGCAGUGGUCGGAGGAAGCCUCGUGGGAGCUGGCUUGAAAAUCAGGGCCUUGGGGGCCCCUCCGGAUACUCAGUGCUUCGAAGACCAGCUCUACUGGGAGGUCCCUGAGAAUCAUCACGAUGGAUACUUGCCGGCUGCAAAUCCUGAGGACCCAGAGAGGAGCGCAAGCAUCUAAUGGGAUUUCCUUCUCUAGCAAGGCUCUGCGUUGGCACCACCUGAUUUAAGCCAUCCAGUAUGCGGGGAGAUUUCCCAGACUGGAAGGGGUCUUAGUGUAGACUUAGUCUGAGAGUAGCCUGAGUUUUGGGCAGAGAUGUAGUUAGUGACCGGAAGAAGGAAACCGGGUUUGGGUCUCCACCCCAUCUCAUCUCCUCUCGCAAGGUGCAUUAUAGCUGCCUUCCCAUGUAUAUUCCUUCUGGGACAGGACGGUCCCUGCCCAUCCACCCUGUGCCUGGAACACAAAGCGAAGGGAAGCCCGGAUCAAUGUUCCCACCCUCACCCCCAUUCCGUCUCACUCGCUGUCCAGGCUCCUUCCGAGAGAAGAGGAAGGCGAGGCAGGUCAGAGGCUAGACUGAGAAAUCUGGAUUCAGUGGGUAGCUUGGACAGACACCCAAUGUGGGACCAGGCCAGCCCUUCAAGGCUGAUGAACACUACACACCAGCAUCCCUGAAGUCUUGCAGCCUGGGUGGAUUGUUCUUACUUCAGUUUAACAGCAGCUGAUCUCACAACUGUUCCUAAUUGGUGUAAGUGAAAUCCACGAAAAGCGUGCCAGCUGAAAUGAACGUGCCCACCCAGCCGUGGGCACUGGGAUAAAAACCACAGCUUGGGUUCAACCAGAGUAGCUCUGCCCCUCAUCCCUCUGGUCCCCUGUUUCCCUUAGACUCCUAGGCUGCGUCUAGACUGGCAUGAUUUUCUGCCAAUGCUUUUAACGGAAAAGUUUUUCCGUUAAAAGCA